Messenger RNA from Lathyrus sativus (Indian pea), 1275 nucleotides. The record is from the annotation of a GenBank genome assembly. NCBI's taxonomy places the organism in Eukaryota, Viridiplantae, Streptophyta, Magnoliopsida, Fabales, Fabaceae.
AUGGCGGAGGAGAAUUCGCAUUCAGAUGUAUUGUCAGAAGAAAAUGGAGCUAAAGAGGUUCCAAGUCAUGUAGAAGGAAUUGCUGAGCUUUCUUUGUCACCGCAGAAAGAAGAAGAUGACGGUAAAGAAGUUACAAAGAAGAAAAAGAAGAAAUCUAAAAGCAAGAAAAAGAAAGGACCCAUUGAGCAAACAGAUCCACCAUCAAUUCCUCUUCUUGAUCUUUACCCUUCUGGAGAUUUCCCUGAAGGUGAAAUUCAGCAGUACAAAGACGAUAACUUGUGGAGAACAACAUCAGAGGAGAAGAGAGAGCUGGAGCGCCUUCAGAAACCAAUAUAUAAUUCAGUCCGUCGAGCAGCUGAAGUUCAUCGUCAGGUUCGGAAGUAUAUGAAAAGCAUUAUAAAGCCUGGAAUGUUGAUGAUCGACUUGUGUGAAACAUUAGAGAACACCGUUCGUAAGCUAAUAUCUGAGGAUGGCCUGCAAGCAGGCAUUGCUUUCCCCACAGGAUGCUCUUUGAAUUGGGUUGCUGCUCACUGGACUCCCAAUUCGGGAGAUAAGACUGUUCUUCAGUAUGAUGAUGUGAUGAAGUUGGAUUUUGGCACCCAUGUAGAUGGACAUAUUGUUGAUUGUGCUUUUACUGUGGCGUUCAACCCGAUGUUUGAUCCACUGCUUGAAGCCUCUAGGGAAGCAACCUAUACGGGUAUUAAGGAAGCUGGAAUUGAUGUGCGCCUUUGUGAUAUUGGUGCUGCAAUUCAAGAGGUCAUGGAGUCAUAUGAGGUUGAGAUUAAUGGGAAGAUGUAUCAAGUUAAGAGUAUACGGAAUUUGAAUGGACAUAGCAUUGGCAGCUAUCAAAUUCAUGCUGGUAAAUCCGUUCCCAUUGUGAAAGGUGGAGAGCAGACAAAGAUGGAAGAGGGAGAAUUUUAUGCUAUUGAAACCUUUGGGUCAACUGGGAAAGGAUAUGUACGAGAAGACCUGGAAUGCAGCCACUAUAUGAAAAACUUUGAUGUUGGUCAUAUGCCGCUGAGAUUGCCUAGAGCUAAGCAACUUUUAGCAACUAUCAACAAGAACUUCUCCACUUUGGCCUUCUGUAGACGAUAUUUAGAUCGCCUAGGAGAGACUAAAUACUUAAUGGCAUUGAAGAACUUGUGUGACGCUGGCAUUGUUCAGCCUUAUCCUCCUCUAUGUGACGUGAAAGGAAGCUAUGUAUCACAGUUUGAACAUACAAUCCUACUCCGACCAACAUGCAAAGAAGUUAUAUCAAAGGGUGACGAUUAUUAA